AAAACGACACUCCAGUGAUGCAGCGUCACUGCGAGGGCCAAACCGACCGGACUUCAUUCCUGAAAUCAGAAGAGUUGCGUGGCGUGGCGCAAUCGAACAAACAGUUGACUACCUGUCUGGCUCCAGAGAUAGCUGCAUUACGCAUAUAGGGCCCUAAAGUUCUUCCUGCUCACAGCCGGAGCAGUCGACUUCAUUACUGUAGAAUGUCGCUGUGGCACAAUGGUCACCUUACAUUGAAGAACAACGGUUGAUAUCUGUGGACAUCAGAAUUCAACAGUUCAUUCAUCCAGCGAUCCUAACUAAGUCAUCUUUACCAAUGUGUGUUAUAAGAGGAAAGAGAACCAGACAGAGGAAAUCAUCUUGACAUCGGUAACCUUGACUUGUUCUCAAGACCAACCAUGAGGGACAGACUGAGCCACCUGCAGGAAGUGUCCACCGGCCAUGUGGAGCAGAUGGAGUAUGCCGACUCCACUGGCUCCGACACCUUCAGCAACGUUGACCUGGAGAUGGAGUUGCCCCAUGAGGCAGUGGUGUUUGAGGACAACAGCCCUGCUCUGGAGGAUGUUUUUUCCAAGUCCCAGGAUAUCCACAGAGAGAUCCAGCUCAUCCGUGUUGAGAUUAAAAGGCUUCGUGAGCAGAAUUCUCGCAUGGUCCAGGGUGUCACCACCAUGAGCACUAUCAAAAGGGACUCCAACGCUAUUGGUGCUGAUAUAAAAGCACGGGCUGAGGGUGUGCUGGCACGCCUGCGGGACAUGGACGCCGAAGCCCACAAGCUAGAAGAAGAAUAUGGCUCCAAUUCUGCCAUCACACGUAUUGCCAGAACCCAAUAUGCUUGCCUCAGCAAUGGUUUCCGCGAUACCAUGUUUGACUAUAACGAGGCUGAGAUGAGCCAUCGGGAGAACUGUAAGGCCCAAAUCCAGAGGCAAAUGGAGAUAGUGGGACGUGAGGUGACAGGAGAGGAGGUGGAGGAGAUGAUUGAGAAAGGUCAGUGGAACAUCUUUAAUGACAACAUAAUGGCUGAAGGUAAAACGGCUCGAUCAGCUCUGUCGCAGAUUGAGAAACGUCACCAGGAGUUGAUUGAUCUGGAGACCCGUAUCAAUGGCAUCCAUGAGAUUUUCCUGGAUAUUGCCCUGCUGGUGGAGGAGCAAGGCCCCAUGCUGACCACCAUCCAAACCAACGUUCAGAAAACCGAUGAAGGCAUAAAGGAGGCCCUUUUCAAACUUGGCAAAGCCAAACGUCACGACAAGAACAACCCUUUUAAAAAGAUGUUCUGCAGCUGUUUCCCAUGUGUGGACUAAUGACUGUACAGUACAGAGAUUAGCAGCGGGAUGGCAAAAUAUGCAGUUGCUGUCUCCAGACAGGGACAUUUAAAACUGCUAUUGUUCGUAUUGUCACAAAGUCUUUAUCAACAUGGUCUAUGGAGCUAUAGAUAAUAAUAAUACAAUUUCCAGGAUGUAAAUCAAAGAAGUUAAAACUUUUUUUGUCUAGAUGAGAGACAAAAAUGCUUGAGUAAAAUAUUUUACAAUGAUGUCUGUUAUAUUUGUGUGAAAGAUUUUAAACUGGGAUCUCAAAUCUGAAUUAAUUCCCCCAUGACUCAGGUGUACUGCAGAACUGAAGCAUAUGGUAUUAAUUGGCAUUCAUGUUGUGUCAUUGAAAAAAAAAUGUAAUGUGCAAUUUUUAGGCAUGCUGCUUGACACGAUGCUUCCGGAUGCAGUAACCAGCACUAAUAGUGAAGCCCGAAGAAGCAUUAUGAUAUGCAAGUUGUUCUCAUAUUUACCAUCUCUUUUGAAGACACCAGUAACUGAAAAGUGAUGGGAGUUUAAAUAGGAUUUAUUAACAGUCUUACUGUUAGGCAGGGAUCACCCAAAUUAUGUUUUGUGAUGUACCCUAAUCUGUUAUUUUCACUGCUAUUUUAUUGAAUAAUUGGCUGAUAAUACCUUUCUUCUGUGGUGUCAUGUAUGUUACAUAAACAGUUAUAUUAAAAUCGGAGUGAGUCUGUC
Molecule: messenger RNA, 2000 nt
Organism: Etheostoma cragini (Arkansas darter)
Lineage: Eukaryota; Metazoa; Chordata; Actinopteri; Perciformes; Percidae
Product: syntaxin-11-like
Exons: 3
Coding region: 399-1298 (299 amino acids)
Biological process (GO): synaptic vesicle fusion to presynaptic active zone membrane; exocytosis; intracellular protein transport
Cellular component (GO): presynaptic active zone membrane; synaptic vesicle; endomembrane system
Molecular function (GO): SNARE binding; SNAP receptor activity
Source: RefSeq, a predicted model, not a curated record